Paramecium octaurelia is the source of this 2179-nucleotide messenger RNA. NCBI's taxonomy places the organism in Eukaryota, Ciliophora, Oligohymenophorea, Peniculida, Parameciidae. The record is from the annotation of a GenBank genome assembly.
AUGGAAAACAUCUAAGUUGUAGUUAGAAUUAGGCCGUCUAAUGUUCAAGAGAAAGACAACAAUGACCUUGAAAUUUGGUCUGUUUAGAAUCAAGACACAAUAACAAUUUCCAAUGAUAGAUUUAAUGAUUUAGUUAGAAUGCGUAAAUUUGUACCCGGACAAAGAGUAGAGUUUACUUUCAGUAAUAUAAUCAAUUGAAAAAUAAUAGAUUAAUGUUUCGAUCCCAAACACACCACAAAAUUUAUUUACUAAUAAUAGAUCCAAAGAAUUACAUUAUCAUCAUUGUAAGGUAUAAAUGGAACAGUGUUUAUGUAUGGUCAAACAGGAAGUGGUAAGACUUACACAAUGAUGGGGUAUGAUUAAGAAGAAGGAAUAUUAAAGUAAGGACUCAAGGACCUUUUUGGAGAAAUUUAGAGACAAUAAGAUAAAUAAUUUUUCUUAAGAUGCAGCUAUGUUGAAAUCUAUACUGAUUAAGUUUAUGAUCUGCUGUCCACGCAAGAAAGAUUGAGUGAAACUUUAUUAAUAAAUGAGGAUUUCAAUAGAGAAUUUGUUAUAAAGGGAGCGAUUGAAGAAGUCGUGACUACAAUAGAUGAAAUUAUGGACAUUCUUCAGUUUGGAGAGAGUAAUAGACAUUAUGCGUCAACUGUCAUGAAUCAUUGCAGUAGUAGAUCUCAUACAAUUUUCAGACUGUAUGUUAGAUGUGUUCCUAAUACAAUAGGACCAAAUUCAGUGAUAACUGAGUCUAUCCUUAAUUUUGUUGAUUUGGCAGGUUCUGAAAAAAUUAAUAUUCAUGAUUCAAUGCUUAAAAAAAGAGGGACAUCUGCAGGUGGAAGUGGCACUCAAUAUAAAGAUCGACAGAAUGAAUCCAAACACAUCAAUAAAAGUUUGUUUUUUUUAACUUAAGUAAUUUCUUUAAGGGCAUAAGGAAGAAAGUAAGUACUUUACAAUAUUUAGUGAUCAACAUAUUCCUUAUAGAAACUCUCCUUUAACAAAGAUUUUAAGGUCAUCCUUAGGAGGUAAUUCAAGAACUGCCAUAAUCCUUUGUGUUAAUCCUUGUUAUAGUUAGUUUGAAUAAACAUUGUCUACUUUAAGAUUCGGGACAAACGCGAAGAAAAUAGAAAAUAAUGUCUCAAAAAAUAUUGUAGGAUUUGAUAAUGACGAGAGUUUGAAUAGGGUAAUAAAAGACUAUGAAACAAAAAUCGAGGAAUUGCAAAGGGCUAGAGUUGAUGAUAAGUAGCAAUAAGAAAUGAUGCUAAAGAUCAUUGAAAAACUAGAAGAGCAAAGAAAAAUAUUUAAAUCCUAGUUUAAUACUUCCGAUCAUAUUUAAGCUAUGAUAAACAAGGAUGUACCAUAUUAAUGGACUCACUUACAUUAUCACGGUGUUGGAGUGUUAUGGGUACCCGAAAAAGGAAGUAGGGAUGUUGAAGUUAAAUAGGAUAUUAUUGAUUCUUUUGGAAUAAUUAAGAAAUAUUAAAAUUUAGAAGAAGAAUUCAUUAUUUUAAAAUCGGAAAAAUAAACAGUUGAAAAUUAAGUUAAUGAACUUAAAUAAAAGUAGCAAGAAGCUGUCAUUUAAACUAAAAAACGAUAUGCAAAUUAAAAAGCAAAAACAAGAAAAUAUAAGUAAUUGAGCAAAGAUUUAUAGGAUGAAAGAAAUAAAUUAUAAAAGAUUGCUUUAUGCUAUCACAAUAUGAUUGAUGUAGAUGAGAUGAUGUUGUUAAACAAUGAAACCUUAGAUUAAAUGUUAGAGAAUGUUUCUAUUAUGAUGCAAAAUAUAUAUAAAGUCAAACUAAGAAAAGAAAUGAAACUUAAAGGGGAGAAUAUGGAAACCUUAAAAUUAAAAACAUCUAAACCCAUUAAAUAUCCCAAAUAUUUAUUCGACACUUCAGCUAUUAAUGUUUAAUUUUGGGAGGCUAAUGAAAAUAAAAAGACUGAAGAGACUAGUAAAAGUGAAAUUGAAUCCUUCUAAAGUUACUUUUAAUCUUAAUUGAAUCAAAGUAGUCCUACUUAUGCUGAUAUGCAAAGUAGUAUAUAAUAGUUUAAGGAACCAUUUAAGCAUAUUUGUUCUCAUGAAAAAAAUACACUCAAUAAAUUAGGAAAAGAGAACUUUGAGCCAUCAUUCAAAAAGAAUCAAAGCAUGGAAAUAGCUGAUGAAUUAAAUUUCCGUAGUUAUUUUAGAUGA